CCAAGUGAGCUGUGCAUGAGGCCUUUGGAUGGGUUGCCUUCUUCUUUCAAAUGUCAGAAGAGCCUGGAGAGCAGAGGUGGACCAAUAAGCGAGAGCAGUGACAUUGGGGCAGCCAAGAGGACGGACCCUGCGUUCUGGUCGGGCGGUUCAGGAGGAAAGGGUCACAAAGGCAGAAUUGCCAGGGCCCAUGAAAGUCACAGUGUGGCUCCGGCUCCAACCAGGGGAAAAGCCACGGAAGAGCAUUCCAGACAUAGAAACAGCAAGUGCAAAGGUCCUGAGGAUGAGGCUGCAGCUGAGGAGCUCUACCCAGAACGCCUUGUUUCCAGCUCAACCCCUGAACAUGGAGACUCAGCGAAACAGCCGCUGCCUAGACAAGGACACAACACAGGCCUCAGAGAGUCACAACUGCUGCACCCAGUAAGGAGACAACAUUUUGGCCUUGGCUUUGCCCAAGAGCAAGAGAUGAAUGUCAAGGAAGAUGGAAGUCUUUUCUCAGAUGUUCCACAAACUUCUCUGCCCCACGUGACCCCUGACAAGUUUGAUGUGGCCAUUUCUCCACCAGGGUUCUGGGUCCCCUUCCCAGGUGAUGGAGAGAAACCACUGCCCCAGCCCCACCCAUCAGAGAGGCCCAGGAGGGCUCUGGCAUCCUCUGCUGUCCUCCUCAUUACUACUUCACCCCAUCUGCCCACCCUGCAGCUCUGCUCAGGGAGAAUGCAGACCCUGCAAAGCCCCCUCCUCGAGAUCAACACGCACACACACCCGGCUUCCUGGACACAGCCUGCGGUUAUAAGUGCCCACCAGAUCCUGAGGGCAUGA
This is a messenger RNA of Choloepus didactylus (southern two-toed sloth), 816 nucleotides long. RefSeq lists its product as uncharacterized. NCBI's taxonomy places the organism in Eukaryota, Metazoa, Chordata, Mammalia, Pilosa, Megalonychidae. The record is from RefSeq and is a predicted model, not a curated record. Bases 16 to 816 code for a protein of 266 amino acids. The transcript is spliced from 5 exons.